CGUAUAAAGGAAAGAGUACUUUGUUGCUAAGCACCGAAUUCCGAAGGUGUGCGACCCGACGUUACCUGCAGGUGGUGGACAAAUGACGCACUGCACGAUAGCUAACGUUCCUAACACAAACGAGAAGAACCUCGUAGUUAGAUCAUGUUAAUUUAAUAAAAGUCAUUAGUUACUGUAAACGGAGGAGUCUGUGUUAGCUAGUUAAAUAAACCAGUAGCUACGUGUUGAGUUACAGUUAUUAGUUAGCUAGUGGUAGAGUUCAAAUUGGCUAGCUAAGCGUCAGGGAACCUUCAUUUUACUCCGUCAAUCACGUUGUUACGUGUUAUGUUAAUGGUGUCGCCGUUAAGUAGCUAGCUAGGUUAACAUUAACAUUUUCCAUAGACAAAUUUAGUGUAGGCUAUGUUUCGUUAUUAAUUUGAAAAAAACAUUCACAUAGCUUGUUUUUGGGGGAGUUUCGUGAUAAAAGUUAUCUUCAUAUCGAAAUAAAUCAACAGUAAAUGUCAACAGCUGUGAUGUUCAGGAUCUAGGAGUCACUUGGUGGUUGUUCCUCCACAGGUUCAAGGUAUGAAGCCCAAACAGGAGCUGAAGUUGGCCUGUACAGCAGCUGGAGAUGAAUAUAAAGGGAGAAACCCUGCCUAUGGAUGUGAAACUUUCAGCCGAAGUGGAACCAUUCAUCCCACAGAAGAAAGGUCUCGAAGGAUCCCUAGUCAGCAUGAGUCUUUCUGGAGAGGCAGGCGGAGGAGGAGGAGGGGGAGGUAUAGGAGGGGGCGGUGGAGGGGUGGAAACCACUCCCAUACCCAGCUACCUCAUCACCUGCUACCCUUUCGUCCAGGAGAACCAACCCAACAGGCAACAUCCUAUGUAUAAUGGAGGGGAGCUGCGCUGGCAGCAGCCUAACCCCAGCCCUGGUGGUUCAUACCUGGCCUACCCCAUCUUGUCUACGCCCCAGCCUCCUGUCUCCAACGACUAUGCUUACUACCAGAUUAUGCCCGCUCCAUGCCAACCUGUGAUGGGCUUCUACCAGCCCUUCCCUGGCACCUAUGCAGGUCCUGUGCAAGCUGGAGUGGUCAACCCUGUCUCAGCAGAUGUUAGUGAAAGACCACUGCCUCUGGGGCCAGCAUAUGGGAUGGCCAGUCAAAGGGGGAGAGGCAUGGUCCGACCUAAUGUUCUCCCAAAGCAACAGAUAGGUGUGUGCCAGCCUCCGAGGGGUCGCCGGCCUCCAACCAGAAGUGUAGCUGUGCAGAAAGAGGUUUGCACCCUGGGGCCUGAUGGUAGGACCAAGACAGUCAUGCUGGUAGAUGCAGCACAGCAGACCGAUUUCCCAGGUGAGGUGUCGGGGCGGUGUGCUGCUGAGCGGGCUAGUCCCCUGCUGUGGAAGAACCGGACAAAGAGAAGACGGGCGUCCCAUCCAGCUGAAGGCUACAACGAGCAGGGUGCCAGUGAGGCAGAUAUAGACAGCGACAGUGGCUACUGUAGCCCCAAACACAACCAGGCGGCAGGGGUAGCAGCAAAUACAGCAGCACCCACAGGAGUAGAGGCUGGUGUAAUGACAGCAGGUACCUGGGUAAAUGUGGCCUCUCAGGCUACCCAGAAGUCCUGGGGAGACAGGAACAGCCAGUUCCACAGAGCAGACCAGAGGAAGAAUCCUGAACAUAGGAACUUCUCACAGAGCCUGCAUGUGUAUACUGGUGUUGUGACUGGAACAAAAAAUGCACUGAGACAACAAAUAAGGAGUAUUUUAGCAUCAACUGAAGACAGGGGUAUCAACAGAAUGAAUAGCCAGGAUUUCCACAGUGGCUAUCCUGGGCGUGUGCCGCCGAACCAGUCGGAGCAGAGGCUGCAGCAAGCAGGGGUCACUAGUACUGAGCUCACCCCAGAGCCCCUCUACUUUGAGGAUGAAGACGAGUUCCCAGAUCUCACUACUGGAGGGGCUGUCCAACGCAGCACCAAACCAGAAUCUACUUCAGCCCAGACAGACGCGCAACCUAAACUGCCUAAAAACCUGCUGGAUAACCUGCCAGAAAACUCCCCUAUCAACAUUGUGCAGACACCCAUCCCCAUUACAACCUCUGUUCCCAAGAGAGCCAAGAGCCAGAGGAAGAAGGCUCUGGCUGCUGCCUUGGCCACUGCACAGGAGUACUCUGAGAUCAGCAUGGAACAGAAGAAAUUACAGGAGGCCUUCACCAAAGCAGCAGGGAAGAAGAGUAAAACCUCUGUCGAGUUGGACCUGGGAGACAUGCUGGCAGCUUUGGAGAAACACCAGCAGGCUAUGAAGGCCAGACAACUCACCAAUACCAAGCCACUGUCUUUUACAGUUGGAACAACUACUCCAUUCCACGGUUCAGGCUUGACCAGCAUGCCAUCCAUGUUGAAGGGUCAUCAGCAGCCAUACUCGGCCCCACACAAUGCCCUGGAUUCCACCGCACCCCGUAUCAAGAGAGGGAAGGAGAGGGAGAUCCCUAAAGUAAAACGGCCAACAGCCCUUAAGAAGAUUAUCUUGAAGGAACGUGAAGGGAAGAAAGGGAAGACGAGUGUAGAACAAGAGUCUUCAGGCCAGGAGGAGCACGGGGAGGAGUCUCUACAUUUCACUGACGAUCUUGCACGAGAGCCUGCCUCCCAAGAAAGUGAGGACAAUGGUCUGAGUAUGCCCAGUGAUGCAUCCCUUUCCCCGGCCAGUCAGAACUCUCCAUAUAGCAUCACCCCAGUGUCCCAGGGUUCUCCUGCCAGCUCUGGCAUCGGGAGUCCUAUGGCCUCAAAUGCCAUCACCAAGAUCCACAGCCGACGUUUCAGAGAGUACUGUAACCAAGUGCUGAGUAAGGAGAUAGAUGAGAGCGUGACGAUGCUGUUACAGGAACUGGUUCGCUUCCAAGAGCGGGUCUACCAGAAGGAUCCUACCAAGGCCAAAUCCAAACGCCGCCUGGUCAUGGGUCUCAGAGAGGUCACCAAGCACAUGAAGUUGCAUAAGAUUAAGUGUGUCAUCAUCUCUCCCAACUGUGAAAAGAUCCAGGCCAAAGGUGGAUUGGAUGAAGCUCUAUACAAUGUAAUUGCCAUGGCUAGGGAUCAGGAGAUCCCGUUUGUGUUUGCCUUGGGCAGAAAAGCUCUUGGACGCUGCGUCAACAAACUAGUGCCUGUUAGCGUGGUUGGCAUUUUCAACUAUUCUGGAGCUGAGGGUCUCUUCAACCGUUUGGUGUCUCUGACAGAAGAGGCUAGGAAGGCCUACAAGGACAUGGUGUCAGCUCUGGAGCAGGAGCAGGCCGAGGAGGCUCUGAAAAAUGACAAGAAAGUCCCACACCACAUGGGGCAUUCCCGCAACCACUCUGCAGCUUCUGCUAUUUCCUUUUGCUCCAUCUUCUCUGAGCCUAUCUCAGAGGUCAAUGAAAAGGAAUACGAGACCAACUGGAGGAGUAUGGUGGAGACUUCAGAUGCCCUGGAGCCUGUAGAGGCUGUGCCGAGUCGCCCUGCACCUGCCACAGCCACCCAGAAAGACGGUGAGACCCUGGCGGCCACCACCAACGCUGCGCCGCCCGGCUCCACUGCUGCCCAGCCCAGGGCAGCGCCUCCGACACUGACACAGGGUCCCAGUGAGAGAGACGAGGUCCGGGUUGACGACAGGCUGGAGCUGGCCUCUCAGCAGAGCACAGAGACGGGCUCGUUGGAUGGGAGCUGCAGGGGCCCGCUGAACUCCUCCAUCACCUCCACCACUUCCACCCUGGUCCCCGGGAUGUUGGAAGAGGCAGAAGAGGAGGAGGAGGAGGAGGAGGACUACACCCCUGAACCCAUUUCUGUGGAGGUCCCCACCCUCAGCAGCCGCAUCGAAUCCUGGGUGUCAAAGACCCUGGAAAACCUGCAGCUGGGGAAGAGCCAGGAAAGUACGGAGGAGGAGGAGGAGGAGGAGGAGGAGGAGGAGGAGGAAGACGAUGAAGAGGAAAGAGGGCAGAGUGAAGAGGAGGAGGACCUCGAUUCCGCGGACAUCACCGAGACGAGGACGGAGGGUAAUGAGCAAGAGGAGGCAAAGAAGGUCACUGGUUGAUGUCACC
Messenger RNA from Perca flavescens (yellow perch), 4037 nucleotides. RefSeq names its product SECIS binding protein 2-like (gene secisbp2l). Gene Ontology annotation, molecular function: mRNA 3'-UTR binding; ribonucleoprotein complex binding; selenocysteine insertion sequence binding. The record is from RefSeq and is a predicted model, not a curated record. Gene Ontology annotation, cellular component: ribonucleoprotein complex; mitochondrion. Bases 611 to 4030 code for a protein of 1139 amino acids. Lineage: Eukaryota; Metazoa; Chordata; Actinopteri; Perciformes; Percidae. The transcript has 21 exons.